AUGGCCAAUGCAGAUACAGAUGUAAACAAAAGUGCCUCCUUGCCUGCGGAAGAACAGCCAGAGCCACCUGAUGGCCCCCUUCCUGGCUCGGCCAGAGACCAAGAGAAGAAAGUGAGAUUAUCUCCAGCCAAAAUGUCAACCAAGAACUCUACAGAUCUAGUUGAAUAUGUUGACAAGGGUUCCCCCUUUCUUCCUGUCAUUCCAAACAACCAGACAUGUCCUCUGGAAGACAGAUUGAAUAACCAGGAACGCACCAUAGCUUUCCUUCUUGAGCAAGCCUUCCGCAUCAAAGAGGACAUCUCCACUUGCCUCCAGGGGGCUCAGGGCUUUCGAAAAGAAGAAUCUCUUGCCAGGAAGUUACUAGAAAGUCACAUCCAGACCAUCACUAGCAUCGUCAAGAAACUCAACCAGAACAUUGAGGUCACAGACAUCCACACUGACCCAAGCUAUAACUGGACCGUGGACUCAGACAUGGCUGUCAGCAGCAGCUUAGGCCUGGACAACAUCCUGGCUCUGGGUGGAAGGAAUGACCACUCAGAUAUCCAUCUUGGCACUAGAUGUGAUUCAAGCAUUGUGAAGCUUUCCGGAGACAUCCAGUUGAUCAGGCACGAGUGCCGACAAGUUGAGAAAUCAUUCCAAGACCUCUUUUCUGCCCUAGAAACGCUUUCCAAGAACUUGGAUGUGAAGGUAAUGCAGCUCUUUGGAAAGAUAGAGGCAUCCUCUUCUGAGCACACCUCAAACUUAAAGAUCGUCCAGGGAGAUUAUCGGCAUGAAAUGAACCUCUUGGAAUUCAAAUUUAACUCACUUUCUACAAAUGUGUAUGAAGAAAUUGAAAACAAUCAAAAAUGGACAGAAAAUCAGUUUAUCAAGUACAGAAAAGACCACCUGGGUCAUAUAAAUGAAUGUCUGAAGGUUGUGCAGGAAAAGCUGGAAAAGUCUGAGAUGAAAACAGAAGAAAAAGUGUUGCAGCUUUCAAGCAACUUGGAGAAUUAUAUUAACUCCCAGAAACAGGAAGCAGAAGUAAACAAAAUAAAACUCAUAGAAAAUAAACUAUCCAAGAGAAUGAACCAGAUGGAAAAACGGAUCUGGGGUGAACUAGAGAGGAUGCAAAGUGACUAUCAAUCAGGAUUCAAAUCAAUUCAUGACUCCAUCAGCUCUCUCCAACAAAUACAGAAAACAAAAAUGGAUUUAGAGAAAUAUAAAGUACAGAAAGACCUGAAGAAAUUACAGCGUAAAAUUGUGGAACUCCAGGAAGUAUAACUUUGAAGUUACUUUCUUUCCCACUAGCUAGUUGUGAAGAAGAAAAUUAAGAUCUUUAGGAUGUUGACUUCUUCUAGUGUUUCUUAUCAUCUCCUAAAGAAACUGAUAUACCAGGAAAAAGGCACAAUAAAUCAAAAAGCUUCA
Molecule: messenger RNA, 1404 nt
Organism: Microtus ochrogaster (prairie vole)
Lineage: Eukaryota; Metazoa; Chordata; Mammalia; Rodentia; Cricetidae
Gene: Fam81b
Product: family with sequence similarity 81 member B
Exons: 10
Coding region: 1-1260 (419 amino acids)
Source: RefSeq, a predicted model, not a curated record